This is a messenger RNA of Cokeromyces recurvatus, 1429 nucleotides long. Its product is annotated as caspase domain-containing protein. Gene Ontology annotation, biological process: proteolysis. Bases 6 to 1358 code for a protein of 450 amino acids. The record is from RefSeq and is a predicted model, not a curated record. The transcript has 7 exons. NCBI's taxonomy places the organism in Eukaryota, Fungi, Mucoromycota, Mucoromycetes, Mucorales, Mucoraceae. Gene Ontology annotation, molecular function: cysteine-type endopeptidase activity.
AAUAAAUGUAUUUUCCCGGUCAAGGAUAUACAACAGGGGGAUAUUAUCCAUCCUCAGGUGGAUAUCCUCAUCCACAACAGCAAUACCCACCUCCCAACGGAUAUUACCCACCUCCAUCCUAUUAUCCUCAGCCGCAAUCCUAUCCACCACCUAAUCAAGGAUAUGCACCGCCUAAUCAAGGAUAUGCUCCACCUAAUCAAGGAUAUGCUCCACCUAAUCAAAACUAUCCUUCUCAUCCUCCUCCACCUAUACCUCCCCGUUUCGAUCCUACCUUUUCACCUAACGAUCCAACAGUUGCUCAAGCCAACUAUCCUCAACCACCUCAUUCUACUUAUAACCAAUCGCCAAAUCCAGUACCUUACAUUCCUAAUAAUGUCAACAUGAAUGAUUUUAUUUUACAUGUCGAUCCAAAGUAUAGAAAUGCACCACCACCUCAAUUCCAAUUAUCUAACUGUCAAGGAAGAAAAAGGGCUUUAUUAAUCGGUAUUAACUAUUUUGGUACAUCAGCUGAAUUAAGAGGCUGCAUUAAUGAUGUUCAUAAUAUGAAAAAUUUCUUGAUUACUUUGUACAACUUUCGUGAAGAAGAUAUGGUUAUAUUGACAGAUGAUCAAACAAAUCCCAAAAAUAUACCAACGAAACAGAAUAUAAUCACAGCUAUGCAAUGGCUUGUUCAUGACUCAAGACCUAAUGAUUCAUUCUUUUUCCAUUUUAGUGGUCAUGGUGGCAGAAUGAAAGAUUAUGAUGGAGAUGAAGAUGAUGGAUAUGAUGAAACUAUUUAUCCUGUAGAUCAUGCCAUUUAUGGACAAAUUGUAGAUGAUAUGAUGAAUGAUAUUAUGGUUAAGCCACUUGCUACAGGUUGUCGAUUAACAGCCAUUUUCGAUUCUUGCCAUUCAGGGACUGCUCUUGAUUUACCUUAUGUUUAUUCAACUCAUGGAGCUAUCAAAGAAUCUAGUUUCUUUAAAGAUGCUGGUAGCAAUCUAAAGAAUGCAGGAUUAGCUUAUUUAUCUGGAGAUCCCUCUCGAGCCAUUUCUUCUGUCAUGUCUUUAGGAUCAAGGUUACUAUCAGGAUCGCAGAGUCAGGCACAAAAAGAGCGUAUUAAGCAACUUAAAGGAUCACCUGCAGAUGUAGUUAUGUUCUCGGGAUGUAAAGAUGAUCAAACCUCAGCCGAUGCCACCGAAGCUGGUCGAGCUACUGGCGCCAUGAGCUAUGCAAUUACAACUUCUUUAAGACAAAAUAGAAAUCAGUCGUAUAUUCAGUUAUUAAAUUCAAUUCGACACAUUUUACGACAAAAAUAUCAACAAAGACCUCAACUUUCUUCAUCUCAUCCAAUGGAUAUGAAUCUAUUGUUUAUCAUUUAAAAUACAGCCUUUUAUAUUUUUUAUUUUAUUUUAGUUUAUUUUUUAUUUUUAUUUUAUUUUUUUUAUUUUUU